CAGAAUGAUUGACCACACUUCCCAACCCCUUUCCUCCGGCCUGAGCUCUUGGUCACGGUACGACGUGGGACAAUACCGCCCUAGCAGCACCGAUCACUGGGCCAAGAACAGAACCAAGGCAUUGCUGGGUCUCGAGCCACGGUCACAGACGUUCAUUAGACAAAUAAGACCAGUGCCCACGUCCUUUGACGAACUCGUUGCUGGCGGCCUAAAGAUGUCCCAGAACGGGUUGCCCCAACCUGCUCGGCAGAGUCUGAGACUCAGCCGGGAAAAAACCAGGACGUCCUUUAACGAACGCGCCAAAUCCGGUUUCCAGUACUGGUUGAUUGACAGACCAAAACCAACUUCUUUUGGAAAAUACGGAAUGGGAUCUUACAAAACGGUCCUAGGAAUAGGCAAUGCUCCCAGAACUUAAUGGUCAUUUUUCGUUACACCUAACUUCGCUAUCUCUAUCUAUGCAACUCCUUCGGGACAAGGUUGUUGACAUUACACAAAACACUAUACCAUGCCGUUUGUGAUAAUACAGCAAUGUUAAAAAAAAUUCAUUUUAUUGAUGUCGGUAUGUACACAGAUGAUACUUUCAACGAUGCCCUUACAUUUUAUGUUUUUGAUCUCUGUUGUCUUCUUUAAGUUUAAAACAUUCCCAGUGUAGACAAAUACUGUUAGCGACGGUUGGUUGAUGUUAAGUUAUGUAAAUAUUGUAAAUAGUAUUUAUGUUGCCCUGCUUUUAGUCCGGAAUCUCUUGCGUAUAUAGGGUCAAAUCAUGUUUCGCUUGCUGUACCAAUGUCAAAAAGGAUGAUUGUUCUUCUAAACUUAACACUAUGUAAGGUUUUGUCUAGUAUUUAUGCUGUUUGAGGGACAUUAAUUUAAGAUAUUUAUAAGUAUCUUUGUUUUCCUCUUUCGUGUUUCCUUCUUUAUCUAAUUUGUGUUACCGGACUUGUUUAUUUAUGUUGAUGUACAAAUAUUCCUAAGGUAGAGUUAUCGCAUGAUAUAACAGCCUUAGCAUUUGCCAUAGCAGUAUUACAUUUGUUGUAUAGAAUUUGUUUGACCACUUAUAGAAUGAUAUCGUGUUCUUGUAAUAUUUUGUUGUUCAAAAUACACUCAUAAAGGACUAGUGGUCAGUGACUUGCCCACUACACACAAGGUAUAUCAAAUAAAUGCAGGACAUGCACCUUGUGAAGCUAUGCUUUGCUUUGUGUAUAUGUUGUAAAUAAAUCUGAUCACAGAAAGUUG
Liolophura sinensis is the source of this 1233-nucleotide messenger RNA. RefSeq lists its product as uncharacterized. The transcript has 5 exons. Bases 5 to 415 code for a protein of 136 amino acids. NCBI's taxonomy places the organism in Eukaryota, Metazoa, Mollusca, Polyplacophora, Chitonida, Chitonidae. The record is from RefSeq and is a predicted model, not a curated record.